AUGAGUCAUUUUCAGUAUGUUGACGUGGAGACACUGGCCGAUCAACCAGAUGACCUGGAGGCCAGAGAUGUGGGAUUGCAGGUCAGGACCAAUGACCGCAAGGACAGCUCCUGCCAAGCCAUCCUUCAGACCAUUCAGUGUCUGGUGGGUACCACGGCCAGAGACACAGGAACACGUGCCUACAUCCUGUCUCUGGCCUGGAAUGCCCUGUGUACGGUGAUCAUGCCUCUGCAGAUGUUUCUCGUGCUCCUUUCCCUCCACCUCUAUCAUUUCCCCAUGGAGAUAAGAAACCAGACCAGUGGCUCCACAUUGAUGCUCCAAAGCAUCGCCAACGCUGGACAGCAGCAGCUUCUUUUUGUGUUCUUCCUGUGUCUGUACCUGGUCACUGUGGGGGGGAACGUGCUCAUCGUCCCGGCCAUCAGGACAGACUCCCGCCUCCACUCCCCCAUGUACUUCUUCCUCGCCAACCUGUAUAUGGUAGAUAUCGGCUUCUCCUCUACCACUUUGCCCAGCCUGCUGGGGACACUCUUCACUGGAUGCCAGGACGUUCCUUACCGUGACUGUCUGGCCCAGAUUUAUUUCUUCAUUGCUUUUGGGGCCACCGAGAACUUCCUCCUGGCUGCGAUGGCCUAUGAUCGCUACUUGGCCAUCUGCAAUCCGCUGUGUUACUCUCUGGUCAUGAACCCUCAGCAUUGUGUCCUGCUGGUUGUUGCCUGCUGGCUGUUUUCUCAUCCCCACUCCCUGCUGCACGCCCUCCUGAUGACCCAGAUGACCUUCUGUGCCUCCUGUGAAAUUCCUCUCUACUUCCAUGACAUCUUACCCCUGUUGAAGAUCUCUUGCUCCGAUCCUCACAUCAACUUCCUUGUGGUGUACACAGAAGGGGCCACCAUAGUCAACAAUGUCCUUCUGAUGGUCCUGGCCUCCUACGCCCACAUUAUCACCGCUGUUCUGCGGGUGCCCUUGGCCCAUGGGAAGCGCAAAGCUUUCUCCACCUGUAGCUCCCACUUGGCUGCAGUCGGGCUAUUCUAUGGCACGGUCAUUUGGGUCUACUUCCAGUCAUCAUCCAACUUCUCCUCUGAGCGGGACACCGUAGCCACAGUCAUUUACACAACUAUCACCCCGCUCCUGAACCCCUUUAUCUACAGCCUGCAUAACAGAGACCUACACCAGGCUUUGCGCUCCUGGCCCUGCAAAGGGAAGGAUGCAUAUCCCAGCACAAAUCAUGGCUGCCUCCAGGGGUCGACCUUCACUCUCUGUCUCUCAGUGGUCUGGAUCAGUGUUGUAGACAGUCUGACUGUGUUCGUCCUGACCAUCGUCGACAUCCACACCCUGGGGCAUCUCUUCCUCUCCACUCAGUCAUCCCAAUAUCCCAGCAUCUGA
Messenger RNA from Tachyglossus aculeatus (Australian echidna), 1380 nucleotides. RefSeq names its product olfactory receptor 1361-like. The transcript is spliced from 6 exons. Gene Ontology annotation, cellular component: membrane. Lineage: Eukaryota; Metazoa; Chordata; Mammalia; Monotremata; Tachyglossidae. Gene Ontology annotation, biological process: G protein-coupled receptor signaling pathway. Gene Ontology annotation, molecular function: G protein-coupled receptor activity; olfactory receptor activity. The coding region runs from base 1 to 1380 and encodes 459 amino acids. The record is from RefSeq and is a predicted model, not a curated record.